This is a messenger RNA of Penicillium maclennaniae, 435 nucleotides long. RefSeq lists its product as uncharacterized. NCBI's taxonomy places the organism in Eukaryota, Fungi, Ascomycota, Eurotiomycetes, Eurotiales, Aspergillaceae. The transcript has a single exon. The record is from RefSeq and is a predicted model, not a curated record. The coding region runs from base 1 to 435 and encodes 144 amino acids.
AUGAAGCUCCAGGCAGGGCUCUACGCCAAAAUCCUAGCCCUCCUAGCUCUUUCAGGCUUAGCAUUCGGAGAGUUCAUAGCCAAGGCUGUCCCAGUCCUAUCCAGUCCCGUGGCUUCAGCAGCUUCACCCGUCGCAUCCCCCGCUGGCAAGGGUCACUGGCAAGUUGACUUGUACAAGGAUGGAAAGUGCACUGGACACGCGCGCACCUUGAAAGGGUAUGGGUCCAGUAAAUGUCGCACUGAUAUGCCCAAGGGAGGGGCGAAGGGAUACGAUGUGAAGACCCUUGAUUUUGACUGCACAGUCACACUCUAUCAGGAUAGUGUGUGUUCGCACAAAAAGAAGAUUACAACUAUCUUUGCGCAGAAGCAGAACGCGUGUUCAUCUGUUGGAGCUUUUACGAAGAAGGUGAAGGGGUACAAGGUGAGAUGUUCUUAA